Molecule: messenger RNA, 2960 nt
Organism: Suncus etruscus (white-toothed pygmy shrew)
Lineage: Eukaryota; Metazoa; Chordata; Mammalia; Eulipotyphla; Soricidae
Gene: GNE
Product: glucosamine (UDP-N-acetyl)-2-epimerase/N-acetylmannosamine kinase
Exons: 12
Coding region: 133-2310 (725 amino acids)
Biological process (GO): UDP-N-acetylglucosamine metabolic process
Molecular function (GO): N-acylmannosamine kinase activity; hydrolase activity, hydrolyzing O-glycosyl compounds; UDP-N-acetylglucosamine 2-epimerase activity
Source: RefSeq, a predicted model, not a curated record
CGAUUUGCCGGAGCUGCGUUCGGCUGGGCGCGCGAGGCGCGGCGGCGAGGCUCGAACCCGUGUCUGCUGAGAAUCACCUCGCGUCCGCCGGGACUCUACUGUACGAACUAUUUAAAACGAAUAAAGCAAGUCAUGGAGAAGAAUGAGAUUAACCGGAAACUUCGGGUUUGUGUUGCUACUUGCAACCGUGCUGAUUAUUCUAAACUUGCCCCAAUCAUGUUUGGCAUUAAAACGGAGCCUGAGUUCUUUGAACUUGAUGUGGUGGUACUUGGCUCUCAUCUGAUAGAUGACUACGGAAACACAUAUCGCAUGAUUGAGCAGGAUGACUUUGACAUUAACACUCGGUUGCACACUAUUGUCCGAGGGGAAGAUGAAGCGGCCAUGGUGGAAUCAGUGGGCCUGGCCCUCGUGAAGCUGCCAGAUGUCCUAAACCGCCUGAAGCCAGAUAUCAUGAUUGUUCAUGGAGACCGGUUUGAUGCCCUGGCUCUUGCUACAUCUGCUGCCUUAAUGAACAUCCGAAUCCUUCACAUCGAAGGUGGGGAAGUCAGCGGGACCAUUGAUGACUCUAUCCGACAUGCCAUAACGAAGCUGGCUCACUAUCAUGUGUGCUGCACCCGAAGUGCAGAGCGGCACCUCAUUUCCAUGUGUGAGGACCAUGACCGCAUCCUGUUGGCGGGCUGCCCUUCCUACGACAAACUUCUUUCUGCCAAGAACACCAAGAACAAAGACUACAUGAGCAUUAUCCAGACGUGGCUAGGUGAAGAUGUGAAACCCAAAGAUUACAUUGUUGCACUACAACAUCCUGUGACCACCGACAUUAAACAUUCCUUAAAAAUGUUCGAAUUAACAUUGGAUGCACUAAAGUCCUUUGACAAGCGGACCUUAGUUCUCUAUCCAAAUGUUGAUGCAGGGAGCAAAGAGAUGGUUCGAGUAAUUCGGAAGAUGGGCAUUGAACGUCAUGACAAUUUUCGAGCUGUGAAACAUGUCCCAUUUGACCAGUUUAUACAGCUGGUUGCCCAUGCUGGUUGUAUGAUUGGGAAUAGCAGCUGUGGGGUACGGGAGGCUGGAGCCUUUGGAACACCUGUGAUCAAUCUAGGAACUCGUCAGAUUGGAAGAGAGACAGGGGAGAACGUCCUUCAUGUCCGGGAUGCUGAUACACAGGACAAAAUCUUGCAUGCACUGAAGCUUCAGUUUGGCAAUCAGUACCCCUGUUCAAAGAUAUAUGGGGAUGGAAAUGCCGUUCCAAGAAUUUUGAAGUUUCUCAAAUCAAUUGAUCUUCAAGAACCACUGCAAAAGAAGUUCUGCUUUCCUCCUGUGAAGGAGAGUAUCUCUCAAGAUAUUGACCAUAUUCUUGAAACUCUAAGUGCUUUGGCUGUGGAUCUUGGUGGGACAAACCUCCGAGUUGCCAUAGUCAGCAUGAAGGGUGACAUAGUUAAGAAGUAUACCCAGUUUAAUCCUAAAACCUAUGAAGAGAGGAUUAAAUUAAUCCUGCAGAUGUGUGUUGAAGCUGCGGCAGACGCUGUAAAAUUGAACUGCAGAAUUUUGGGCGUAGGCAUUUCCACUGGUGGUCGUGUAAAUCCUCUGGAAGGCAUUGUGCUGCAUUCUACCAAACUGAUUCAAGAAUGGAACUCUGUGGACCUCAGGACCCCACUGUCUGACACUUUGCAUCUCCCUGUGUGGGUGGACAACGAUGGUAACUGUGCUGCCCUGGCAGAAAGAAAAUUUGGCCAAGGAAAAGGCGUGGAAAACUUUGUGACACUGAUUACAGGCACAGGCAUUGGUGGUGGAAUCAUCCAUCAGCAUGAAUUGAUCCACGGAAGCUCCUUCUGUGCUGCAGAACUUGGCCACCUUGUUGUGUCUCUGGACGGACCCGAUUGUUCCUGUGGAAGCCAUGGGUGCAUUGAAGCAUAUGCAUCUGGACUGGCCUUGCAGAGGGAAGCAAAAAAACUACAUGAUGAAGAUCUGCUCUUGGUUGAAGGGAUGUCAGUGCCAAAAGACGAGGCUGUGGGUGCACCCCAUCUCAUUCAGGCUGCAAAACUUGGCAACACAAAGGCCCAGAACAUCUUGAGAACGGCUGGAACGGCUUUGGGUCUUGGAAUUGUGAACAUCCUCCACACUAUGAACCCUUCCCUGGUGAUCCUCUCUGGAGUCCUCGCCAGUCACUAUAUUCAAAUCGUCAAAGAUGUCAUCCGCCAACGAGCCCUAUCCUCAGCUCAGGAUGUAGAUGUGGUAGUUUCGGAUCUGGUUGACCCUGCCCUGCUUGGUGCUGCCAGCAUGGUUCUGGACUACACCACCCGCAGGAUCUGUUAGGCCUUGCCCGAGUGCCUACAGACCAAGACUCGAGGUCUCCUUCACGGAUUCAGGAUGACUUGUAGACAAAUGUAUCUUAGAAAGCAGAUUUGGUAUUUGGCAAGUGACUCUGCUUUUUGUCUCCUGAGGUUCCCUUUCCCAGACCAAUAUGCUCUUCUGAGGUCAUUUCGGCUCAACUCAUGUAAGUACCAGUCACACAUUUCUGUGCCAAAAUGAGCUUCACAGUAGGCAAGGAAGCUUCAGGACUCUGCUGACUCUGAACCACGGAGACCAGUGGUCUUGCUUGGGGUGUAAGCUCCAUACGGGAGAUCGGAUUAAUAAUCCUUCCUUCUCCAUCCUGUGCUUAUGUGGCAGAUCAAAAUUUGAUCAGGAAAGAGAAUGAAAUCUCACCAUGAAAUGCUUUUUUUUUAAGAAGUUUUAUUGCAGGAUUUUUAAAAUUGUGUAAUUUUGAUAAACUUUGAAAUAUGUAUCUUAACUGUGAAACCAUGACCACAAUCAAGACUUGGACAUUUGUCACCUUGAUGUCACGUGUUGAAUGAUGUUAUUUACUACUCUAGCAGAACCUGUGAGCAAAUGAGAGUAGGAACUGAGUUACAGGAGUGGCCUUAGUGACCUUGUCCUUACUGUGUCUUAUGGACACAGAAACCAGC